Molecule: messenger RNA, 880 nt
Organism: Capra hircus (goat)
Lineage: Eukaryota; Metazoa; Chordata; Mammalia; Artiodactyla; Bovidae
Product: 40S ribosomal protein S3a-like
Exons: 1
Coding region: 23-817 (264 amino acids)
Biological process (GO): translation
Cellular component (GO): cytosol; ribosome
Molecular function (GO): structural constituent of ribosome
Source: RefSeq, a predicted model, not a curated record
UUUUGGCUCUCUGAGUGGCACCAUGGCGGUCGGCAAGAACAAGCGCCUUACGAAAGGAGGCAAAAAGGGAGCCAAGAAGAAAGUGGUUGACCCAUUUUCUAAAAAAGAUUGGUAUGAUGUGAAAGCACCAGCUAUGUUCAAUAUAAGGAAUAUUGGGAAAACAUUGGUCACGAGAACUCAAGGAACCAAAAUCGCAUUUGAUGGCCUUAAAGGUCAUGUUUUUGAAGUGAGUCUUGCUGAUCUGCAGAAUGAUGAAGCAGCAUUUAGAAAAUUCAGGCUAAUUACUGAGGAUGUUCAGGGCAAAAACUGCCUGACUAACUUUCAUGGUAUGGAUCUUACCCGUGACAAAAUGUGCUCCAUGGUCAAAAAAUGGCAGACCAUGACUGAAGCUCACGUUGAUGUCAAGACUACCGAUGGUUACUUGCUUCGUCUGUUCUGUGUGGGUUUUACUAAAAAGCGCAACAAUCAGAUUCGGAAGACCUCUUACGCCCAGCACCAGCAGGUGCGCCAGAUCCGCAAGAAGAUGAUGGAGAUCAUGACUCGAGAGGUGCAGACCAAUGACCUGAAAGAGGUGGUCACUAAACUGAUUCCAGAUAGCAUUGGAAAAGACAUAGAAAAGGCUUGCCAAUCUAUUUAUCCACUCCAUGAUGUCUUCGUUAGAAAAGUAAAAAUGCUGAAGAAGCCCAAAUUUGAAUUGGGAAAACUCAUGGAGCUACAUAGUGAAGGUAGUAGUUCUGGAAAAGCUACUGGGGAUGAGACAGGUGCUAAAGUUGAACGAGCUGAUGGAUACGAGCCACCAGUCCAAGAAUCGGUUUAAAACGCAGACUCUUAAUGGUGACAAAUAAAAGAUCUUAUUUGUGGUAAAAAAAAUAAAUAAAAA